AUGUUUUUGGAAGACGGCGAUCUUGACGCUACGACAGAUGAGGAUCAGCUUUUCAGUUCAGGUCUCAAGCCACUAGGAACGCUGCCUAAUUCUUGGUGUGGAAUCUCCAACGAGGUCAUCGAAGUCUUCGGUCAAGUCCUGGCCCUCUGUUGCAGCGCGUGCGAACACAACCAGGACAAGACAUUGCUCACCCUUGACACGACAAGCAAGGCCCUCUGUGAUAUCGCAGUCGCGCGUGAGCUGGAAAAGGAGCUUUUGAGUAUGGAUUUCGAUAUCAUUCCGAUGUUGAGAACCUCGCUGGAGCCGAGAAGUGCGAUCCAUGCCCGGCGCUCCUAUGCUAUAGCCCUUUCGAAUAGCAACAAGCCGUCAAGAGUCCCGAUCUUGGUCGAUGGCAAGACUUUCGAGUUUUCUUCCAUCUUAUCGCGCGACUUCUGCCAAUGCCCGUCGUGCGUUCACGAAUCUACCAACCAGCGACUCUUCUCCGCCGCAGAUAUCCCUGCCAGUAUCCAGGCCCGUUCCGUCCAGGUCGAUGCUGCAUCAGACUCUGUGAACAUUAAGUGGAAGAAUGAUACCCCAGGGUCUAGUGAAGACCACACUACGAAGGUGAACGUGGCAGCUCUGCGAGAACUCAAUCAGUCGGGCUCUCUUCCGGUGUUUGGCACAGACAGUCACGAGGCACAGAUUUUGUGGACUAAGGAGCCUCUUGACAACUUGAAAGACUUCGACUACAACGAGUAUAUGCAAGAUGAUAAACAAGUAUAUGAGCUUAUUCGUCAACUGAGAACUGACGGGUUGGCCUUCGUCACAAACGUCCCCGGCGAGGUGGAGUCGCUGGCCACAAUCCCUACUCGCAUCGGUCCCAUUAAGGAUACCUUCUACGGCCAUACAUGGGAUGUGAGUACCGUUCCAAAAGCCAACAAUGCCGCGUACACGUCCGCCGAUCUGGGUUUCCAUACCGACUUGCUAUACUUCCAAAACUCCCCACAUGUUCAGCUCCUCCACUGUAUCCAGUCUGCAUCCAAGGGAGGGGCCAGCGUCUUCGCCGACGCCUACAAGUCUGCAGUCGACUUAUUCCACUCAGAUCCAGAGGCGUUCGAGAUCCUGGCAACACUCCCUGUCAAUUAUCACUACAACCAUCCACAUGACAACGUGUACCGCACGACGAAGCCAGUCAUUGAGUUUCGACCGCUCCGUAUCGGUAAUAAGGUCUACACCCGUGUUCAUGAUUACGUGAAGGACUGGAAUGAGCUCAGCCUCAAGAAUGGCGGCUCUGGAUGGAGCGACGACGUCCUCGUGGAUCACAUGCUGAAGAUCAACUGGGGCCCUCCGUUCCCCGCGCCCUUCUCGAAUCAUCAGGACCACAUGCUCCAAGAUGGAAUCCCCCAGCCUCCCCUUUCGGCACUUAACGCCAAAGUGGACGCAUGGCACGAAGCUGCCUCCAAGUUUAACGUAAUGCUGCAGCGCCCGGAGUAUCUAUUCGAGCGCAAGAUGAACCCGGGAGACUGUGUCUUGUUUGACAACACGAGGACUCUACACUCGAGAAGAGCUUUUGACCUGGCUGACGUCGGAAAACCGCGAUGGUUGAGGGGGACUUAUGUUGACAAGGAUCCAUACUUUAGCAGGCUGCGCGAAACGAUCGCCCAUGACGUCCUCAUCAUUGGAGCCGGUCUGGCCGGUAGCAACAUGGCAUAUCGCCUGCAAACCAGAAUGCCGCACCUGAGUCUCGCGAUACUAGAGGCGCGCAGCGACAUCGGUGGGACCUGGGACCUGUUCCGAUAUCCGGGCGUCCGCUCCGACUCUGACAUGUAUACGUUUGGAUUUUCCUGGCAUCCCUGGCGAAACAAGACAUUCGGCGACGGCCACAAGAUCAAGUCGUAUCUGCACGAGUGCGUGUGGACAUGGACGGUCCAGGUUGACCACGACGGACAUCCCAAGACCUAUGUCGCCAAGUGGCUUGUGCUGAGCCCUGGCCUCUUUGACUGCCAGAAGCCUUUCCAAACCGUCAUUCCGGGCAUCGACAACUUCCAGGGAAAGGUGAUCCACCCACAGUUCUGGCCGGCAGACUACGACUACACAGGCAAGAAGAUGGUCAUCAUAGGAAGCGGCGCAACCGCGAUCACGAUGCUCCCGGCCUUGGUGGACAACGGCAUAGAGCACGUCACCAUGCUUCAACGCUCACCGUCCUAUGUCGUCUCAACACCCAACCCAGACACCCAGGCGGGCCUAGUUGCACGGCUCCUCCCGAGGUAUGCGGUCAAGUGA
Molecule: messenger RNA, 2262 nt
Organism: Diaporthe citri
Lineage: Eukaryota; Fungi; Ascomycota; Sordariomycetes; Diaporthales; Diaporthaceae
Exons: 5
Coding region: 1-2262 (753 amino acids)
Molecular function (GO): oxidoreductase activity
Source: RefSeq, a predicted model, not a curated record